Belonocnema kinseyi is the source of this 2709-nucleotide messenger RNA. RefSeq names its product WD repeat-containing protein 20. The record is from RefSeq and is a predicted model, not a curated record. The transcript has 3 exons. Lineage: Eukaryota; Metazoa; Arthropoda; Insecta; Hymenoptera; Cynipidae. Bases 260 to 2179 code for a protein of 639 amino acids. Gene Ontology annotation, molecular function: protein binding.
UAGCCGGUAGGUCGCAGUUAAGCAAUCUGAUUUUUCUACUUAAUCUGAUGCGUGUAAUUUGUGUAUGGCUGUUGUUUAAUGAAUUUAAAGAAGUAUUUUUCAGUUCGGUACAAUAAUACGCGUUUCUUGUAGGAAACGGUACAAGAGGCGACGAAUGUCGACAAGAGUAAGCGAGGGCAGAUAUCUCUGUUGAAGAUCUUCCGUCUGUGCGUUAACUUUUUCUGAUGAGCUUUACCAUCUUGUUUUUUCUGACAGUAAGAUGGCUGUGCAAUUGGACAGUGGGGGAAAGGACGAUUUAAAAACACAGUUUGUCACGCGAGAAGGGACGUACCAGCUCAUGACCCUUUCCGAAUACUCGAGGCCAAACAGAGUUGGUUACACAAAUAAUCAGGGAAGUGCCUCUGUGAGGGUUUCCUUUGUGACUUUACCGGACUCUGCGGAUCCGACUGGUACACAAGGGCUGGGAGAUCGAAUGUGCUUCAACUUUGGGAAGGAGCUUUACGUAUACGUUUACCGUGGAGUCAAAAAGGCGGUCGAUUUAAAUAAACCAGUUGAAAAGAAGUUGUAUAAAGGAACCAAUCCGACUUGCCACAAUUUUAAUCAAACCGCUGCUACAGCUGAGGGAGCCCCACUUCUAGUUGGUUUCUCAACAGGGCAAAUUCAGCUCAUAGAUCCAAUUAAGAAAGACAAUAGUACAUUGUACAAUGAAGAGCGGCUAAUUGACAAAACAAAAGUAACUUGCAUAAAGUGGAUUCCUGAUUCUAGUAACCUGUUCCUCGUCUCGCAUAGUUCGGGCCAGCUUUACCUAUACAACAAAGAGCUCUUAUGUGGCACAACUCCACCACAUUAUCAGCCAUUUAAGUCUGGAGUUGGGUACGCCAUUCAUACUUGUAAGACAAAAUCUACGCGGAAUCCACUUUAUCGAUGGGUUAUCGGAGCUGAUGGAUGUUGUAUAAACGAGUUUGCCUUUAGUCCCUGUGGCACUAAUCUAGCAGUCGUAUCCCAAGACGGCUUUCUUAGGUUAUUUCAUUAUGACACUAUGGAACUCGUGGGCUCUGCGAGGAGUUACUUCGGAGGUUUUCUUUGCGUCUGUUGGUCUCCGGACGGUAGGUACGUCGUCGUGGGCGGUGAAGACGACCUCGUGACCAUUUGGAGCUUUCACGAGAAACGGGUCGUUGCUCGAGGGCAGGGACACCAUAGCUGGGUGAGUGUCGUAGCCUUCGAUCCUUACACUACAUCCUACGGAGAUCACGACCUGGAAUUUAGUGGUUCGGAUGAUGAAAUCAUUACGCAGCAAAACUAUAAUCAUGUUUGCGAAAGGCCGUAUAGGAUUUCCACCACGUCGCAAGGUGGCCAGUCGAAUCGGAAUUCUUGCGGCUCCGAGCUUCGAGUUUCUGGAGGCACCUGCUAUAGACUUGGGAGCGUUUCUCAAGACACGCAGCUCUGUCUAUGGGACAUUACAGAAGACGUAUUGCGACAACCUGUUUGUUCAAAACAGAGGCCAUCUUUUAUAGGCUCGCUGUCUACUACUGGCAAUCCCGCUAGCGGUAAUGGAGCUACCUCAAAUCACUUUUUGAAUCACAAAUGCAACAACGUUCAUAACGUUAACUUGAAGGAAAAUGCAAGUAGCAACGAGGGUGAAAACAGUGCUAGUGCCAAUGCGGCUGUGUCGACGGUCAACUCGCUGACGCAAAGAUUAGCUGGGCUUGGUUUUGGCGAGCGGAAGGGCGAUAAUCACAGGAGGAAUUUCAGCCUUACCAUUAAAGGUAGCACGGGGAGCAACAACUCGGUGAUGCAAGGAAGUGGCGCUGAGAAAUCGGGUAAUAACUCGAACGGGAGCAAUAUUUAUAGUGUCGGAGGAAGUGUAGGCGUAAAUAAAAAGUAUGGGUCGGCAAUGGACGAUCCCAUGAGAUUAAUAGGAACCGUCUGGUGCCCUAGAUUCGACGAGUGUCCAGUGUUGGAGCCGCUGGUUUGCAAAAAGCUGGCUCAUGAAAGACUGACUGAAUUAGUGUUUAGGGAAGAUUGCUUCGUUACAGCGUGUCAAGAUGGAUACGUGUAUACAUGGGCAAGACCUGGUCACAUGGUAGGUCCCCUUACCAUAACCAACACCCUGCAUAGACCACACCACCACAGCCAACCCUACACGAAUAUCAAUUUUGCGAGAUCGAACGAUCUCUGAUGUAUCCUGCCACCUUCUAGCAAUUCUACCUAAUAUGGAGUUUCUUUUCGUUUCAUUUAAAGGAAUUUGUACACAGAGAUAGUGUCUGGGUGUCACCUGUCCUAUCUCAUUUUUUUUUCAUUGUCUACAAUUUUUGUAGAAAAAAGUAUUGUAAUUAGGCAAAAUAACGUUUCUGAAAGGGAUGAAGUGCAACUAAAUUUUUUUUAAAUGUACGACGAUAUAAAAUUGAAGUAAAUUGUCAUCGUGCAUGCACCCUUUCACUGUAAAAAGACAACAAAUUGACAAAUUCUGCUAGUAAAACAGCUGAGUUUGGUAUAUCUGUUUACCAGUAUUACCACUUUUUAAUAAGAGAUAAUAUAUAGGGGAUUUCGUUCUAAAACGGCUAGCUUUGUAAAAGUAACGUAGUUGUUUUGGUAUAUUAGAAGACUGAGAGUAAUUUGGUUAAAGGUUACUUUAAUGUGCAUUUGAAAUUACCGAACAUUAUACGUUUAAACAGAAACGUUAAAUAAAUAAAAAAUUGCGAAAAGAUU